Molecule: messenger RNA, 1195 nt
Organism: Mytilinidion resinicola
Lineage: Eukaryota; Fungi; Ascomycota; Dothideomycetes; Mytilinidiales; Mytilinidiaceae
Product: taurine catabolism dioxygenase
Exons: 8
Coding region: 59-1195 (378 amino acids)
Cellular component (GO): cytoplasm
Molecular function (GO): 2-oxoglutarate-dependent dioxygenase activity
Source: RefSeq, a predicted model, not a curated record
CAGGCUUUUAGACCAUUACCAUUGAUUCCGAGACCAUUCAGUACAGCAUUGUAUCACCAUGGCUCCACACGCAGCAGACGACGCCCAGGUCGAGCAGCCCGCCUCUCCAGUCCGCACUACUGCUCGCACCAUUCCUGAGAUCAAGAAGAGUGUUGCUGGAUUGACGCAGAGCGCUUCUUUCCCAGCUCCGCUCGAGUAUUCUGGCUCUCUCGAUGCAUACGAGUCUUUUGAUGUGACGAAUGUCAUCGGCCGCGAGUAUUCGAAGCUUCAGCUCUCUGAGAUCCUCAAGGAUGAUGCCAAAGUUCGGGAUCUUGCCAUCACAGUUUCCCAGCGCGGCGUAGUGUUCUUCAGGAACCAGGAUAUCAACAUUGAAGACCAGAAGAUCUUGGGACAGAAAUUGGGUGAACUUACGGGAAAGCCCAGCACCUCGAAGCUCCACAAGCACGCUCUAUCCAACAGCAAGCGAGGAAUAUCCGUGGAUGAGAACGGCAAACUUGAUGACGAAGUUUCUGUUAUUUCAUCUGACCAAAACAGGAAGUACUAUAAGGGCCGCUACUUUAACUCGAAGAGACCUGCGAGCGAGGGCUGGCACGCUGACAUCACCUUUGAGCGUAUUCCUUCGGACUACGCGAUCUUGAAGAUCGUCAAGACGCCAGAUGAUGUCGGAGGAGACACGCUCUGGGCAUCUGGCUACGAAGCUUUUGACCGCCUGUCCCCGGUUUGGCAACGAUUUGCUGAAGGUUUGACUGCUACUCAUUACCAGCCAAACUUCAACAAAGUCGCCGCAGAGCAUGGUCUUGAACUCAUCGAGGAUGACAGAGGCGCACCAGAGAACAAGGGCAACGACUUUACCGCUUCUCACCCGGUUGUUCGCACCAACCCUGUGACUGGAUGGAAGAGUCUCUUCGCUGCUGGCCACCAGGUCCAUGCCGGAUGGAUUGACAACGUAACAGAGACGGAAAGCGAAGUCAUCAAAGAAUACUUCAAUCGCUUGAUUCACGAAAACCAUGACCUGCAAGUGCGGUUCAAGUGGAAUAAGAACGACCUUGCCAUCUGGGACAACCGCUCCGUUUACCACACGGCUACCAAUGACUAUGAGGGCAAACGACAAGGUAACAGGGUCGUGUCAUUGGGCGAAAAGCCGUUUUAUAACCCGGCUUCGAAGUCGCGUCGCGAGGCUCUGGCUGGGCUUUAG